CCGCCGUGAGCAUCCCUCUCUCCCUCUCCCCUCGCUGUCCAGAGUGCAACCUGCCCCGGCUUUUUUUUUUAAAAAGCAAAAUGGCGACAGUCUAAGACACACACAGAGAGAGAGAGAGAGAGUGCAGUUGCGAGAGAGCGGCGCAAAAUGACAAAAUGUCGCAGGACCCGAGGCGGUCGCCGUCCCCAGAACUGCACGUCUUUGCUCCACCUUCGUUUUUGCAUGGGUUGCCUGAUGACACCCGCUCCCAGCAAUGCUUGGGUGUGAUCUAAGAGCCAUGUGGUGGAAUCAGUGCUGCAACGCACACUGAAAGUAUUGCUACUAUGUCCGGUAUGAAGCCAAAUGUUCAAGAGGACAAAGACGUGGAAAGAGUGUCUGCCAGCCCGGGUCAUACUCUGGAGCCAUUACCGAGUCACACAUUCUGUCCGAGAAACAAUGCUGCAGGUCUGUCCUCCGAGGAACACGAAAAGCCUUUAAAUGGAACCCAGCCGAAUCCAUUUGUAUACAGCAGUGUCCCUGCUGUUCCCCAUGCAGGCAAUUCAUUGCCUUCAGGAGCACUUGUUAAUGGACCUGGUUCACACCCCACCUCAGAGGUACACUGUGUCCUGAACAAAGGCACUGUUUUAUCCAACAAUGUCCUGGAUGCCGCGUGGCGAGCGGAGAAGGACACGAGCCCCGAGGUGUUGCCACCACCUAGUGAGCUUCAAUCAGACGCUUGGAAGAACACAGCGGCGCCCGCUGUAAAAACACCGGCCACACAGCCAGGUGUCAACGCGCCACUGUCUCACUUGGAGGGGAAUGAGUCUAAACUGGCCUGUUGCACACUGUCAGGUGACGGUGCGGAGCAAAUGCACAUUAGCAAAACUCUGCAAAAGCAGACAAUAGAAGCGGGAUCUCGCCACAGCGUUGAAUGGUCACAAGGCUCCUCUGAUGAUUAUGGUGAUGUCGAAGUAGUCAGGUGGGAUUCAACAAGCGAGAGCUUCUUGCACAGUGGCAGAAGGCAGGAGACCAGAGUGAUGCACCAAAGAGAAAGGCAGCACAAUACACAUGUAAGAAGCAUGUCAGGCUCUCAAGGAAAGGUCAACGACAGUUUAAAUCACACAUGCAGAUGUUACCGCGGUGGUAAUGAUGUUGAAAAUGUUGACAUUGCCAACAAAGACGAUGCUUUGGAUACACAAUCUGGUAUGAAAUAUUCUGUCCUGCCAUUCAAAGAUCUGCCAAGGAACAGAGCGUUAGACUCUGAGCAGCGUAUUUCUCAGGAAGGCAGUAAUGAGGAAAAUGACCCUGAAGAUGAAGACUGUUUUAGUCAAAAAGUAGAACAGUUGAAGGCAGAGCAACUCGAACAAGACCCAUCUUUCUUUUCACGCACAAUAUGCAAUGUUAAUUUGGAGGAAAAAAGACAUUUCCAUAGGCAUAUGAUGUAUCAUUUAGGUAGGCAUAAUCAGGUGAACAGUGAGAAUGUUUCACAGGCCUUUAUAUGCAGGGAGUGUGGGCGUUUGUUCUGUGAUAGGAAUUCCCUCAUGAGGCACAUCAUUAUUCACCAAGACAGGCUGGAAAAACUUAUGGAGGAAAUCAAAGGUCUCAAAAAUACCGAUUUCGAAGACAGGGGCACCGCCGUGCAGUGUCCUCGUUGUGUAUUUGGUUGUAAUUGCCCGAAGAUCUUCGUCCAGCGCGCCAAAACCGACGACAAUCUGAAGCACUACUACUUCUGUGAGGAGUGUAACUUCAUUACACUAACACAGCAGGCACUCGAACUGCAUUUACGCGUCGCACACCUUAACACACACCAGCCUCAGCAAGGGAAAAUGACUCGUACUAAUGAUGCAGAGGAAGCAGGCCAUGUUCACUUUCAGUGUAAAAUGGGUUUUUUCACCAGAAGUGACAAAUUAGUGUUGGAAAGACGUUCUGAGCUGGAGAAUCAGCGAUCACACUGUACAUUUUUUGCUGACCAGCCUAAAAUUGCUGGGUGUAAACCAAGUCUGUAUAAAUCUGCUUUUGGAGAAAAGGCCCGUUUCACCCACCAUCCUUUUGGAAAAGAAGUCAUUCAGAAGUCUAUUGACAAAACCUUAAAUCCCCCUCAGUUCAAGCGCCACGUUGGCCACACCAAAAACACACUGUCACCGUCUUUGUGGAGGAUCAGCAAGCGGGGAAAAUUACUCCUGCAGCCAGGAGGAAGAUUAGACGUGGCAACUGAUCUCACCUGUGUGGAAGAAGACGCUGAGAAACAUGACCACAAGGCAUUUGGCAGCUCAAAGCAGGCAAACUGUCCUGCAACUGCUGAUUUUUUACUGUCAGCAAGAAAUCUUAAAUUAGACCAGAUGUUCUGCGAGGGUAGCGAGAACGACCCGGAAAGCAGGAGUUUACCAGGCAAGCAGGCAAACCAAAAUUCUCCAUCAAUGAGAAACAUGUCAACACCCCUGCGUUGCACUAUUGACAAAAUGAAUGGUACUAUAUUGCCAAGGCUUAGCCAGAGGCAUACGAAACAUUCUGCAGUUAGGGAGUUGGAGAGAGGCUGUGAGGGCGGCCAUAACUUCAGUGAUGACAGCAGGAAAGCUACAGGCAGCUUCUUGGAAAGCAGUGAGAAUGAAAGGAACCCGUAUGCUCGGAAGUAUUUCAAAAAGAGACAGAGGUUUUCAGCCAAAGACCAAAGCCCCCAUAUACCCAAGGAUGAAGGUGACGGAGAUGAAGACUGCAGUGAUGUCGAGCAACUCAUAAUCAAGGAGGAGUAUAUCGAAACUACAGUGUGCGAUGAUUCCCCAGCGUCGCCUUGUGUGGUUAAAAGUGACAGCUUUGAUGUUUUCCCAUCACAAGUGGUGGAACACAAGCCCUGUCCUUACUGCCCUGCUGUGUUUGAGUCUGGUGUGGGUCUGUCCAAUCACGUGCGAGGGCACCUUCAUCGAGUCGGCCUGAGCUAUAACGCUCGGCACAUGGUUCCGCCAGAGCAAGUGGCGCUGCGGGACCAGCCGCCGCGAACACGCAGAAGGAUAUCGACGGGCGCAAGGAAAAUAAGGAGAGCUGUUAAGGCAGAAACCCAAGGAGAGCACAAAUGCCCCCUGUGCUGCAGUUGGUUUGAUAGCAAGACUGGCCUCUCCAACCAUGUGCGGGGACACCUGAAACGAAUAGGCCGAAGUAUUAGCAGCACCAGUAAGUCCCCGCUGGGGGUUCUGAACGAACUGCUACGGGACACAAAGCAACACGAGAACAUUCUCCGGGUCGUCAACAAGGGCCAGGUUCCACAACGACCCUCUGUCUCUCCGAAGUUCAUCGACAGCGGUGGCCUGGUCUUGAUGCACCCUGCAGUACCAGUGAAGAUCCAGUAUGAGGUGAAGAGUCCACAUGCCAUAGGGGAUAGAUUUGUACCAAAAGAAGAAGCACAGGCCUUCUCGGAGAGGAUUAGGCCACACGCAGAAGCACAAAGAGGCAUGAAAGCCUCAAGCACUUUAGUUGAACUACUCAAGAAAAGACAGGAGAGUAUGGAGCUUACAGAGAGGAACCAUGAUGUCUGUACUGCCAGGACCAAAGAUUACAAGGAGGAGACAGAGAUGACGGGGUUGGAACCAAGCUGGAAUCACGGGAAAUGUGAUUCAAAUAAGAUUCGUAUUCAGUGUAACAGCAACUUCCCCACCUCUGUCAGUCUGUCCGAUCAUCUUCAAGCCUAUGCAUGCAGGAAGAGGAUUGCUGUUUUUGAAGAACCAGGCUGUGAUUAUAAACAGAAGAAGCCGAGACCAAGGCCUGGACUAAAAAAGAAGAUUUUACCCUCCUUGAAUGCUCAGAUAUACACACUCACCUGCAGGUACAUCGAGUGGAGUUUUACAUGUUCUGUGACCUGGUCUUCCAAGGUCCCCUGUCUAUCCAGGAGGACUGGAUCAAGCAUUUACAGAGGCACCUUGUGCACACCAGUGUGCCCUGCUCAGGGAUGGGGAUGGUGGAGGUCUUGGGGUCUUGGUAACAAAAGAUUUAAUAAGCACGUCUUAUGAGCAUCCAGACAUUGUUAAAAAGAUUGACUGGAACGUCAUAUUGUCUCUUGAUUUUGCACAGUAUUUAUACAACUCACUAUUUUACAUUAACCUGCAACUGUUUAUUUAAAGUAUAUGAUAGUUAAUCCAGACUACCUAAUAAAGGGUUAUAUUAAUAAUACCGUACGUAUUUGCAAAAACUUUAUAAUAGGAUAUUUUAAUGCAGUAUUUUUGCCUUAUCCACUUAGCUUAUACAAUUUAUAGGAUUUAUCUUUGCUGAGUGCUGCUUAAGUCGGACACAACAGUGGCACAAACCACAGAGGCAAUAUGAGAAGAAAACUCAAACAUCUUUCUUCAACAUUAGCUGGUCUGCCAGUGCCCAUUGUUAAAAAAAACAUUGUAUUUGUCAUGAUAAAAAAGUGCCUUGUUAUUAUGACAAACCAUUUCGUUAAAAUGGGAAGAUAUAAUCGUUAUAAAAUGAUAAAAUGAAUACCUUUUCUUGUAACUUUUUAGGCCAGAUAAAAAAGUAUUUUUCAGCCUAAAUAUCUUAGUUGUUAUAGUAAACUUUUAUGACAUAAGGUCAAAAAAUUAACAGGAGCAUCACCACUGCUAUAUUGACAAAAUCCAUAAACUGAGCAUUUGAAUGAAGUCCAUGUCUCGCUGUUUUUUAGGCCAAACAUAAAAUGAACAAUGAGCCGUCAUUAGUGCACCGACGCUCUGCAGGAUUUCACCUCUCCGAGCCCAUAUCCGAAAGAAUCUCUCUUAAUCAAUGUGACAUUCAAGUGGCUGCAUUUUGUCGGGACAGUUUAUCCUGUCAAUGUUUGUUCUACUGCUUAACCUUCAACCAUUGGUGUAAUAUCUGAAAUCUGGGCUCACCAUCAUAGCUACUUUUAUUCCAGUCUAGUACAACGUAUGUGCGGGUUAUUAUGUUACGUUUUUAUCUCAGAGAUGUACUCUCAGAAAAAAAGCUGCUGUUGAACUGCACGUUGACAGGUUCUCCUGUUAUUUACGUCCACCACAUUAAAAUCGUUGGGACACACCUCACAUAAGUAUUAUGCAAUACAGUUCAGCAGAACCUCAGACUACUGUUCAUCCUGCAAAAUGAACAUACUGUUCACUUGGAUCAACACCAACACAAACUGAACAUUACAACAUUCAUGGAGGAUGAUUUAUUUCAGGACUGUUCAUUAGAGUUAAUAGUGUAGCACCGUUAAAAAAAUACUAUAUAUAUAUAUAUAUAUAUAUAUAUAUAUAUAUAUAUAUGCGCUGCUUUCAGUAAUGCCUGUCCUAUAAUAUUUUUGCACACUGCAAAAGCCGAUAUAAUGUAAGAAAAAUAGUCGAACUGCAACAAAAUUUAAUUUAAUUUAAAGAAAUAUUUCUUAGUUAUCAAAAGUUUGGAAUUUAACUAUCUAACUGUUGUUUCUUGAAAAUGUCCAGCUUGUUACACUUGAGUUUUGAAAGCUGUAGAUAUUUAGCACUCCCUUAUAUACACUACUGUUCACAUUCUUCUUAUUAUUUUUAAUAUUAAACGUUGUUAAAUUAUAUAUAUAAUAAACAGUUAAUCUUACCUCUCUACUCAGUUUUGAUCAUGUUUUAGUACUGACCAGAUAAAUUCAUUUUUGUAAGGUAAAUAUAAAUGGUAAAUGUUUUUUUUCUUCAGAAAUCAGUGACUGUUGUUAAUAAACAACUUGCAUGAAACAAAAGUGUUACUACUAUGUAUUUUGAGGGAAUUAUACUAAUACCACAGUCAGAUAUGUUUAAAUGAAGAAACAUUUGGGGGUGGAUAUUUGUGGUUGCUCCUGACCAUGUAGAGAAAAUGGACAGUGGUCACGUCCGUCUAGUUGGUCAUUGUGCUGAGAAGUGGACAAACGGUUUGACAAGUGUGUGGACGGUUGGGCGAGCCGUCUGAGAUUGAACAGAAGACAUUGUUUGUAAAAGAAAGUUUGUUGAUCACAUGAGGGUGCUGUCACCAUAGGAGACAAAUUGCUUUAUUGUUCAGACGAGAGUCUGAUAGACAAACAAGACACAUCUCUGGGAAGAAGAGCAAAAACAUGGGGAGGGACAAAACUUUGAAGGCGUUUGUCCAAACCUUUAAAGGAAACAAAAACAAAAGAUUGGAAUAAAUGAAUGAAUAAAUAAAGUGUCUUAUGUCUGCAAUUAUUCCAUUGUAUUGCCAGGGUUUAUCCAUGCUUUUGCUGUAUCUGUAGCCAGGGGUGUAGCACCAAAUUAGGGGGCCCUAUACAUAAGCAGUCUCUGUCAGCCCCCCUCUUUUGAAAGAAAUUAAUAAAUCUAUUUUUAUCUUUUUUCUCUUCUGGGACGUAGACUUUACUUUCUCGAGGGAAGACAUUACAAUGUCACCGGUCAGUAGAUUGGCUGACAGAUGGGUCAGGUGGUGAUCGUAAGGGGUGAGAUCCUCCACAAUUUUUUGAAAUACAUAGGUCAGUCUCUCAACCUGUGUAUUCAUCCAAUUUUUUAUUCGUGUUAUGCCACUAAUUACUUACAAAACACUAAUUACAAACCCCAAAAACUUAUCCAGGCUUUCCAGGACCCCCCGACCCCGGGGUAGUGUGUCCCCUUUGUCCCACCAGUGCUUCACCUGUGUCUGUAAAGCACUAUAGUAUCAAACAGAGAAAAUGUGAACGCUGGUUUGAGCAUUUAUGUAACAAAGUAAAGUGGGAUGUACACUUAAAUAAUAAAAAAUAUUUUCUGCCAAACUUUAGGGAAGACAAUUGAAUGCUGCCGAAUGUUCAUCGUGCAAUCUGUGCUCGCUGUACUUGACUGACGGUGGCCGUGUUAGCCGUGGCAUGAGCAACACUCACAGGGCACAGUGUAAUAUUUCAUGUUUAUCAGAGAGUAUCUGAUAAAGUCUUAAUUGCAGAGCAGACACGUGUUUCCUGCAGCUGCUGAACUUGUAGUAGUGUGAUAACGAACAAUUCCCUCUGCCCCCGGCGCACAAUCGAGUUGUAUUUGUUAUGUUUCUGAAAAAUUUUGUUGCAAACCUUUUGGGUAAGAGACAGUAUUAAUGUGCUACUUUUGCACCAUUUGUUCCAAUCUGACUGUCCUGUCGGGGCUUUGUGCUAUUUCUAAACAUCAGUUUGCAGCGGGUGAGGGCUGCGUGUCUGGCGUGUCUCCCCCCCGUGCUUGAUAGCCAUUUCUGGGUUUCCUACUUACCAGUGGCAAAGGGGUCUAACCCUGCAGUUUAUCCUGGGCAGUAUUUAAAGCAGCGAUCAAAGCUGUACAAACCAAUUGUCGUCAUGCGCCUCCGGAGGGAAUUCUGAAGUACAUUAAUGCUCCUUCUUUGGGAAAUAAUUGUGCCACUCUGUGACUUCAUUAGGUCUCCUGGCUGUUUCAAAAGAUGUUCUCUCUGGAGGUUGAAAGCCACAUCGCUGGCAGACAGCGUCCCAAGGGGCCGAAUGAAUAAAAAAAAAGAAAAGAAAAAGGGGAGAGAUUAUAAUGAGAUUGAGUUAGCCAUGACCAGGAUUGGGCUUUUCAUUAUUCCAUUGGCUGGAGAGGGAGAGAGAGAGAGAGGGAGAGACACAAGGCUGACAUAAAGAAAUGUGUUGUCGCAGGACCCACACUCGCCAUCUGCCACGGGGGUCCAAUGGUAGGCAGCCAAUGCAUGCUUAUCAUUGCCACGGGUAUCAAAGGGGGCCUCCUCUCUGGAGACCGCGCCAUUAAAACUGCAAACCCCCCUGCACGCUCCAAACAGAAAACCUGCGUCUAAUUCAGAAGUAACUCUUUUGAUUCCUAUUGAUUUUAGGAAAUUUAAAUUUGAGGGAAACACUAUUUAGUGUUUUUGGUUCAUUAGCCUGUUUAAGUAUAUUAAGAACUUUGGGUUAUGCAAUGAAAGCAGAAACUGUUUGCUUUUAGACAGAUAGUGCAUUAACUAAUAGGACUUUUUUGUCAGUUUGUCUUGUC
This is a messenger RNA of Scophthalmus maximus (turbot), 7874 nucleotides long. It is a transcript of the gene znf644b, whose product is annotated as zinc finger protein 644b. Lineage: Eukaryota; Metazoa; Chordata; Actinopteri; Pleuronectiformes; Scophthalmidae. Bases 324 to 3977 code for a protein of 1217 amino acids. Gene Ontology annotation, molecular function: DNA-binding transcription factor activity, RNA polymerase II-specific; RNA polymerase II cis-regulatory region sequence-specific DNA binding. Gene Ontology annotation, cellular component: nucleus. The record is from RefSeq and is a predicted model, not a curated record. Gene Ontology annotation, biological process: regulation of transcription by RNA polymerase II. The transcript is spliced from 8 exons.